Molecule: messenger RNA, 3574 nt
Organism: Sesamum indicum (sesame)
Lineage: Eukaryota; Viridiplantae; Streptophyta; Magnoliopsida; Lamiales; Pedaliaceae
Source: RefSeq, a predicted model, not a curated record
UAAAAUCUGAGGAAGAAAAAGAAAAGAAGAAACACUUUAUUCUCUUUGCAGCUCUUGGCUAUAUUUCAUACUCGCAAUCGAGCAGACUCCAAACUGUUUCCCCUCGAUAAAAAGCAGGUAUUAGAGACUGAGAGCAAUGAUGAAUAUUCUUUGAAAGCUAGGGCUUCAUUUGCAGCUUUCGCAUUUCCCGCAGUUGGAGGGAUUGAAGUAUAGAGAAGUUCUAGCUUCUUCAGUAUCUCAGGUAUAAGUGAAAGCCACCGUUUCUGCAACUAAUUCAUUCCUCUGUGAGAGAAGUUCCGCUGCCAGUAUUAGAAUAAAAAAUAAGACUUAAAAAUGAUGUUGCAGACCUGCGUUGGUUCUUCCACAGAGCUCAGAUUUGCAGCUCGAGCUUACAUCGGUUCACCUUCAUCAUGUAAGCAUCAAACCCUUUCCUCUAUUUCUAAUUCUAAGCUUUUUCUGGGGUUCAAGUCACGCAGUAAUCCCCUGGCUUUGGAUAGUUUUAAAAAACACACGACAAAUUCACAUGCCCAGAAGAAAAGUCCCAGCAAAGAUGGGUAUUCUGUGGGGUUUAAGCUUCAUUGUCAUUCAAAGAUUGUAACUUUACCCAGUAAGAACGUGAAUAAGGGUAAAAAAAAGAAGUAUGGAGGCAUUUUGCCUUCGGUUUUGCGUGCUUUGGAGGCGGAGAAGGAUGUUGAGAAGGCUCUUGAUGUGUACUAUGGGAAGCUCAGUCCCAAAGAGCAGACAGUGAUUCUCAAAGAGCAACGUAAGUGGGAUAAGGUUGUGAGGGUUUUUGAGUGGUUCAAGUCACAGAAAGAUUAUGUACCCAAUGUCAUACACUAUAAUGUUGUGCUUCGGGCACUGGGUAGAGCUUGGAGAUGGGAUGAGUUGAGGCUCUGUUGGAUUGAAAUGGCAAAAAAGGGGGUCUUGCCCACAAAUAACACGUAUUCAAUGCUAGUAGAUGUUUAUGGAAAAGCGGGGCUGGUGAAGGAGGCGCUUUUGUGGAUUAAACAUAUGAAGUUGAGAGGGAUUUUUCCGGAUGAAGUCACAAUGUCUACCGUUGUUAAGGUCUUGAAGGAUGCAGGGGAAUAUGAUAGGGCUGACAGGUUCUAUAAGGAUUGGUGUUUUGGGAAAAUUGAACUGGAAGAUCUUGAUUUGGAUAACAUGGGUGAUGAACAAGCUAUUAGUUUUAAACAGUUUUUGUUGAGUGAGCUUUUUCGAACUGGGGUAAGGUCACAUUCUUUGGCGGAUUUCAGGCAUAUGGAAAGUUCCGUGAGAAAACCACAUCUCACUGCUACUUAUAAUACUCUUAUAGACUUGUAUGGAAAAGCAGGUCGCUUGAAGGAUGCUGCAGAUGUUUUUGCUGAUAUGUUGAAGGCUGGUGUGGCACUGGAUACCUUUACAUUCAAUACCAUGAUUUUUAUUUGUGGUAGUCAGGGUUAUUUGUCUGAGGCUGAGGCUUUGCUUAACAAAAUGGAGGAAAGGGGGAUUCCUCCUGAUACAAAGACUUACAACAUUUUUCUUUCACUAUAUGCUGAUAUGGGGAAGAUGGAUGAAGUUCUUCAGUGCUAUAGGAAUAUUAGAGAGGCAGGUCUUUUUCCCGAUGAUGUAACCUAUAGAACUGUCCUUAAAAUACUGAGUGAAAGAAAUAUGGUUGAGGAGGUGGAGGUUGUGAUUCAAGAAAUGGAGAAGUUGGAGAAGCACAUUGAUGAAAGCUCUCUUCCAUUACUUGCUAAGAUGUAUGUUACUGCAGGAUUGUCUGAACGGGCAAAGCUCCUGGUUGAGAAGUUGCAAUCAUAUGGUGGGUUUUCAUCACAGACAUAUGCUGCUAUGAUAGAUGUAUAUGCAGAGAAGGGACUUUGGGCUGAAGCUGAAGCUUUAUUCUACACUAACAGGGAUGCCUGUGAACAGAAAAAGGAUGUUUUGGAGUACAAUGUCAUGAUCAAAGCUUAUGGUAAGGCUGCACUAUAUGACAAAGCUGUCUCACUCUUCAGGGGUAUGAGGAAUCAAGGGACAUGGCCAGACAAGUGCACAUAUAACUCCCUUAUCCAAAUGUUGGCUGGAGGCAAUUUAGCAGAUAAUGCAGGACACCUUUUGGCUGAAAUGCAGGAAGCAGGGUUUAAACCUUCAUGUUCAACCUUCUCAGCUGUUAUUGCUAGUUUUGCAAAGACAAAGAGGCUCUCUGAUGCAGUUGAUGUGUUCCAAGAAAUGUUACAAGCAGAUGUAAAGCCAAAUGAAUUUGUUUAUGGGUUGUUAAUUGAUGCGUUUGCAGAGGAUGGCAAACUUGAAGAAGCAAAGCACUAUUUCCAUGUCAUGGAAGAUUCUGGGAUUUCGGCAAACCAGAUAAUUUUAACUUCCAUGAUUAAGGCAUAUGGUAAAAUUGGGUCGGUGGAAGGAGCAAAGCAACUAUAUGAGAAGAUGAAGACGUUGGACGGCGGUCCUGAUGUUGUGGCAUCCAAUAGUAUGCUUAAUAUAUAUGCUGAAUUCGGAAUGUUGUCUGAAGCAAAAGCCAUAUUUGAUUCUUUGAGACAGAAAGAUUGCGCUGAUGGGGUUACAUUUGCAACCAUGAUGUAUGUUUAUAAGAACAUGGGCAUGCUUGAUGAGGCGAUUGAAGUUGCAGAAGAGAUGAAACAGUCUGGUUUAGUGAGAGAUUGUGUAACUUAUAAUAAAGUGAUGGCAUGCUAUGCCACCAAUGGGCAACUAGUUGAGUGUGGUGAAUUGCUGCAUGAAAUGGUAGUUAAGAAGAAGCUUUCGCCAGAUGGGGGGACCUUUAAAGUACUAUUUACUGUGUUAAAGAAGGGAGGCAUAGCAGCUGAAGCCGUACGACAGCUACAAUCAUCUUUCCAGGAUGGGAGACCCUUUGCUAUGCAAGCAGUGAUAACCUCUGUUUUCUCCAUAGUAGGCCUGCAUGCAUAUGCCCUUGAAUCUUGUGGAACCUUCAGAAAGGAAGAUGUAGGGUUUAGUUCCUUUGCUUAUAAUGCUGCAAUUCGCGCUUACGUAGCUUAUGGCAAGAUUGAUGAGGCGUUGAACAUGUUCAUGAAAAUGCAAGAUGAAGGGCUUGAGCCUGAUAUUGUUACCUUAAUCAAUCUUGUAAAUUGUUAUGGAAAGGCUGGCAUGGUUGAAGGGGUGAAGCGCAUACACAGCCAAUUAAAAUAUGGAGCAGUUGAGCCAAAUGAAUCAUUGUAUAAGGCUGUCAUUGAAGCUUAUAAGAAUGCGAACAGGCAUGAACUUGCUGAAUUGGUCAGUCAAGAGAUGAAAUUUGCUUCUGAAGCACAACAGUUUACAGAUUCUGAAACUGAAGAUCCUGAUGAAACCUCUCUACCUCAAUGAAUAACCAUCAUGUAGGCAUAGAAGUAACUCGAAGUGCAAAAUCACAUUACGGGUGAAGGUUCGUCGGUCUUCAGCAAAUACAGACUACUGUACAUUGAGAAAGAAGUUCACGUUAUUGUGACAUUGUAGAAGAUUCUUAUGCAAAUAUUAAGUCUCUCCAACUGAUUUUAAUAAACAAAGAGAAUACUGUAGAUUGACAAGAAAAGCAAACAAUUUCGUAACAGUAAAGACAACAAAUUUGCAAUCA